UCCUAAACACGGACAGCCGUUGAAGCGUACGGUCGCACUACCUAUGGGGACGCUACCCGUGUCGUAGCGAUGCGCAGCCGUUGCGGGCAGCGAGCAGCUGCGUUUAAGGUAAUGCUGUGGCCACCGGAGACGUAAUUAAAUGGUGACCAAAGUCAUUGUAAGGUUCCUGAAGAAGAGGAUUGUGCUCGCUCUCAUCUUCGGCGUGUCGCUUCUGUACUGCUUAUCGUCGCUGUUAACCGAGGAUUCGCUGAGCGUCGAGACGAACGAAACUCUUGGAAAGAUUUCGCUGCCGCCGAGUUCCUUCAAGUGGCAUGUGGAUAAAGAAAAGGGCAACUCGAGUGCCCCCGUUAGUUGCAGAAACUCGGUACAAGGAAAAGUCCUCGUAGCAGAUGAUCGAGGUUACGUCUGCCAAAGAUCAGAGGUGGCAUCAAAUGGCUGUUGCAUCGCCGAAGCUUCCAGCACACGACGCUACUGCUGCGAUACGUGCCAGCCCAAUGGUUGCUGCAGCAUCUACGAGUACUGCAUCUCGUGCUGCAUGCAUCCGCAAAAGAUCACAAUACUGCAGAAGAUCCUAGGGAAGGCAUCAGACACCUUCAAAAUGUUGGUGGCAUCCAUCACCGACCACUUCGAGCUGUGCCUCACUAAGUGCAGGACCUCGUCUGAUAGUGUGCAUCAUGAGAACUCGUACCGUGAUCCCAAGGCAAAGCAUUGCUAUGCUGACGAGCCGCCCAGCCAACAGAUGUCGACGCGAAGCCAGCUUAUGAAGGAGUGACUGAUCAGCUGCUGACGUCUAUGUGGAAUUCUCCCGGUGUUUUGUUCUGCUUGCUGCUGCCUUUCAAUAUCUGAGCUCACUCAAUGUGCCCAGCUGGCUAGCCAAGUGUAGCAAGUGCCUCAUUGCAGUGGGCUACGCUUUAUUGUGCUCCUGCUUUCAAGGCAAAGCUGAGCGCUUGCCUUGAAAGCAAGUAUGUGUGCCUGGUGUGUUAAAGUGGCAUGAUUCAGCGAGCACGUGACAGCAGCUGCAUUUUGUUGCACUAGCAGUUAAUCUCGCUUUAUUGAUAAUACUUGCUCAUUGUAGCUAUUACAUCGCAAUUGUCGGACCCGGUGAACAAUUUUAUUGUAAGAUGUACGUACUUUCAUUGUGCAUGUAGUUCAGUCUUGCUUUGUCUCUGUAGGAACAUUGGUUUAAGAACUUCUACUGUGUUUUCCUGUGCUUGUUUUCUUUAAAUUUUUCGAAAGCUGUUAUUCUGAGAUAUCUGGUUUGAAGCACUCACAGUGGCCCUGUGAUGCAAAGAGCAGCGGAUAUUUUGCGUAGGGCUGCUCGUAGUUAGUGGCUAUUGCUCAGGCUGUCAUUUUUAGUCAUUGUUGCUCUAGUAGCACAGACCGGUCUGUCCAAGCUGCUCAAGACAAAUGGGCAUUCGGUAGUCAUCAUUGGUAAUGUUUGGCUUUUCAGCAGUACUAUACAGGAUAAAUGGAUUUUUCAUAGGCUGAUCUCGUAGCGGGCUGCAUUUUGAACAGAAGCGAGAACGGUGCAGGCACCCUCAGCCACUUGUGAUUCACUGUCACCAACGUGAAGAACUGAGAAAAAAAUAGCAUGGUUAAGUGAUCAAGUAUACUAAGCAGGAAUGCACAUGAAGCAGGAUUCGUCGGCUUCAUUAGUCUACGCAGCGCUGCUUCAUAACUCAAAACUUCUUCAUCCAUCAGACUUGCACAAAACAUUAUUUUGCGGUGCGGCAUGAUUUGGUUCAACUUUUAAAGUUUGCAGCUGCCCAUCUGCUGAUUAGCUCACAGAUUACUAAAACCUCAGAAUAUUUAUUUGUUACAUUUUCAAAGUUUUUUUUUUUAAAUGCACUGCUACACAGAGUGACACCUUAUGAAACACUCAUUACCAUCAAAUACUUUGGGGUUAUUUCAGCUCAAAAAUGAUUUUCAAGCCCGGGCUCGUGAGCAGUAAACUGAGCUACGUAUUUCAACACACAAUAUGUCGCACUUGCGAUCCGGUGUACAGGUGCAACACGCCGACGCAAGCAUUUAAGCUUAGACGAGUUGGCAACUUUUGCCAUCUGCCUGCUUUUUUAUGUCGUUGGCUAGCGUGUGCUGUGAAGAUCAUCGAGGUGAUUUCAGUCAUGAGUAGGACUCAUUCGCUGGAAAGGGUUGAACAGAGAUUGUGGCAUUACUGCUUCUUAGAUACAAGUGUCCUUGCACGUUUUCUUGAAGAUGACGAACAACGAUCAUCGACACGGCGGUACGCGUUUCAUAUAUGGGUCUUGCACAUGGUUCACAUUGUCCUGCUUUACUUUGGUAGAACAGUCAGAGUCGAGCCUCUUUUUGUAGAAAAAAAAAAAGUGCACUCUUUGUCACAAAUGUGUACUAUAAUGGCGAUACCUUGUGGGCUUUAUAUGUGCCACUUAAAAAACUGCCUUCGUUGAAGAAGAGGCUUUUUUUUUUUUCACAUUUGUAAGAGUAUUUUCAAAUUCUGUACUGUUUGCCAGUCUAAGCGACCAGUACUUUCAUAUUGGCCUAGAGGUGCAGUGUUUCUCCUUCAGGUGCAGUGUUUGCUUAAGAGGGCACAACUUGUAUUUGCCAUUUCUUCCAACUGGUGGACAAACAGAAGCUAGAUACAUAGUGCAUAGUACAAGCUGAACUUUCUGCAUAGGCUGCGUAUCAUUGCAGCCGAUCACUUCGAUGAAGGUACCAUGAUGUUCGACAUGCUGUUCCUAGACCAUCCUCACUUUUUUCUUCCAUCAAAAUGAAAGCAACUAAAAACAAAUUGUGCAUGCAUUUUUUAAAACUUGAUUUAAUUCUUGUUAUGCAAAAAUGGAACAUAACUGAUUGCUGCUGAUUGCAGAAUAAUUAGAAAUCUGAUGACACACUAGUUGCAAUUAAUUACUGAAACUUGUACAGUAUGUAUCACCUUUUUUUUUAAUGUAGCAUUAAGUGCCUUAGAAUUAUGUUGCGUAGAUAUGACAUGGUUGCAGAUAGUUCGUCAGAACUAGCGCCUGAAGGGGUAUGUACAUAGUGUUUCUUUCAUACUUGCGUCAACUCUUGUACAGUGUAUUGUGAUGACUCCUCUUUCAUACGUUACUAUAGUCACAUAUGUUCAAGGCUUCUGGCGAGAUUCCUUCGGACAUGUACUCCGUCUCAUAAUAAUCUUGCAUUAGAGUGGAACCUACUAUAUAUGCUUAGAGACGGAAUCUUGGGUUCGUUCAGUCUUUGUCAAGUUUCCGGACAUUCAGUUUUGAUUCGCAGCUGGAAGGUGGCUGUUGUUUUCAAAUCGCUGUCUUCAUCUGUCGACGGCAAGCGUUUGAACAUCAGAACAAAGACAGAAUCUCUACUGUAUAUCAUCCCCAGUAUGCAGGACUUAACAGACUAUGCUGCUUUACGGUCCACUUCAGAGGUACAGGGGUUACGGUGCUUCGUUGCUGACCGGAAAAUCACUGGUUCGAUUCCAAUCAUGGGGACUGCACUUUGAUGGAGACAAAAUGCUUGAGGCUCGUGCACUGUGCGGUGUCAGUGCACGCUAAAAGACACGAGGCGGUCGAAAGUUUCCACAGCCUUUGACUGCAGCAUGCCUCGCAAUCGUAUUGUUAUAUUGUCAUCAGAAAUUAUGCUUUUUUUUGUGUGGUUUGAGGCUGUUUUCCUGCAUUUGCUACAUUUUUCUGGGUCAUGUCAGCUUUAGAAGCUCCCACUUAAAUGCCAGAUUUUUUUUUUAAUGGGGCACGGUAGAGGAAUUUUUCUUACACAGGCCACAUGCUACAUAGUUUGAAAACUUUAUUGGUGAGAUCAUUUGCACAUAUCUGUUGUCGGACAAAUCAAAAGGACUUUUACAAAUAGGUGUCCAGAGGCUUUCGUUGUUCUCAGUGCACAUGCAUUAAAUGCAAAGCACGCUUCCGGUUAGCGCAACAGCCACUUUUCUCUUUUUUUUUUUUCAAGUAGUAUGCGUACCAAAUAAACCCAAGGCCUGAACACCCAGUUUUAAUACUCUAAGGUUUUAAGCAAAAACAGUGCAGGCAGUGAGUGGAGAAUUUCUCGAUGCACCAUGGUAUGCUUAUAAAUGGGCACUGAUGUUUUGCACACGAUUAUGACAUGUAAAUCUGUUGUUACUUUGUUUUGGGGAUUUGUAUGUGUUGUAUUGUGAAGGAUGUUGUUGUCGGCUGCUUUUAUGCAUGUACAUAGCUGCCUUUCUACAAGUUUGGGAGGGAAUGGGUCUCAGUAUGAAUAAAAUAUUGAUGCUUACAA
Messenger RNA from Rhipicephalus microplus (southern cattle tick), 4236 nucleotides. Its product is annotated as SREBP regulating gene protein. NCBI's taxonomy places the organism in Eukaryota, Metazoa, Arthropoda, Arachnida, Ixodida, Ixodidae. Gene Ontology annotation, biological process: positive regulation of SREBP signaling pathway. The record is from RefSeq and is a predicted model, not a curated record.